Messenger RNA from Entelurus aequoreus (snake pipefish), 6121 nucleotides. It is a transcript of the gene sh2b3, whose product is annotated as SH2B adaptor protein 3. Gene Ontology annotation, cellular component: plasma membrane. Gene Ontology annotation, biological process: intracellular signal transduction. Gene Ontology annotation, molecular function: transmembrane receptor protein tyrosine kinase adaptor activity. The transcript has 8 exons. The coding region runs from base 412 to 2577 and encodes 721 amino acids. The record is from RefSeq and is a predicted model, not a curated record. Lineage: Eukaryota; Metazoa; Chordata; Actinopteri; Syngnathiformes; Syngnathidae.
GCUCUUGUGAAAUUCCUCUAACUUGUCACGAUUGGACAGUGGCGGUGGGUUUUUUUUUCGGUUUGCGGAAACGAGGGGUCGCCACUUUUCUUUUUUUUUUCCGCGUCAAGUUCGUGCCAGAAACUUUUUUUUUCUCUCCUCUCCUCUCCUCUUUUUUAAAUAAGUGGGGCAGACAUUGGCAAGACGCUCACAAUGGAAGCCGCCGAAGCGACGUUUUGUGCCUCGUACUCUUCUUCCCGUUGACUUUUUGUUCUUUUAGUUUGGUUCGCCACUUUCGACUAACUUUUUUUCUUUAGCUUUUACGCCACAUUUCCGUUAUGCGAAGUCCAAACUGUUGUGUUGUCGACGUGCUGCGGUGGGUGCCCAUCCGAGAUAACGGAGAACUGAUUCUCAGCCGGUCUGGUAACUGCAAUGAAUGGUAACACAUUCCAUCCAGCCAACACCAGUGCAACAUCAGGAGGCGGCCCUGGCGUUGCAGCGCCCCCGAGAGGCUGGAGAGAGUUCUGCGAGCUGCACGCCAUCGCCACUGCGCGCCAACUUGCGGGACACUACCGGAGCUUUGCCAGGGAGCGCUCCCAACAUGAGGUCCUCCCGCCGGAGACGUUCUCCAAGCAGUUCACUGACCUCUUCCAGCAGCACUUCACAUACGAGGUCGACAAAGAUGGCUCUCUCCUCCAGCAGAGCACCUGCCCCACCGCUGCCAGCAAUUCCGCUACGGUGGCCCCUCCCAUUCCUUCGCAGACCAUGAUCGGUCGAUUACGGAUCACCUCUUUGUCUGGGGUGCAAGACUACCGGGAGGCGGGUCGACAAGCCGGAGGAGCCGCUCGCUUCGCGGUGGUGUCCCCCAAAGUUGAGCCGGUUGUGGUGUGUAGGGAGCAAGAGGAACUGCUGCGGUGUGCCCCAGGAAACCCCCGAUCAAGAAACCCAGUGCUGCUCAGGGGCUUGACCCGUAGUUUCGGAAGCGGGUCGGUGCUGUUCCGCAGCCAUAGUAACGAGGAGCUGUCCGGCACAGACAGUCGACAAAUAUCUGACUCCUCAGCCUCCAAUCCUGCACACGAUGUCACACACUUCUCCUUUAGUCAGAUUCGGCAAUCUGUCAGGCGGCUUUUUAAGAAACGGCCUCUUCCUAGGCCCCCCUCAUCACAGGACCUGUCUGCCAGCAACCCUACCCAUGCCGUCAUCAGCCCCUCAAACAGCAGUGUGCGCUUUACGUCUGAGCAACCCUCCUCUUUCUCACAAACCCGCUCUUCACUGAACUCUGACGUGGCGCCUGCAGCUUCACCGUCAUUAUCUGGAGUAGCUUCCAACCUCCUGGAUCGUUUCCGUUGGUUACGCAGGUCAGAGUUCAACAGCUGCUGUAAAGAAGGUCAGCUGAGGUACUUGCUCGUGGACGACACCAUCUCAGACUCGCAGCCGCGCUGGCAGCGCUGCCGCCUGCUGGUCAGGAGGAUCAGGGACGCUGAAGGCAGAGGAGGCGAGAGCUACCAGUUGGAGCUCUAUGAUCCUCCAAAGGCCUCCGGCCCCAAACUGACAACUCACUGCUCAGAUAUCCAAGAAGUCCGUCGCUGCAACCGGCUGGAAAUGCCCGACAACUUAAACACGUUUGUUUUAAAGGUUAACCGAGGCAGUUUGAUAUUUGAGACGGACAACGACCAGCAGGUCAGCUCUUGGACCACGGAGAUAAAAGAAUGCAUCAGCAACAGGUCGGCCGGUGUGGCCCUGGAGCCCCUCCACUCCCUGGCUGACGGCUCUGUUUCGACCAAUCACAGGGCGAGCUUCGAUUUGGGAAUUCAGAGCGAGUGGCGGCUGGGCUCCUCAAACGUGGUCCCACAAACACGUCCUGUAACAAUUAACUGCCCGGUCACCCUGACUCUGGGGGAGACCGCCCUCCAUAAGACGGAUCACUUCCUGUUUUCCUACCCAUGGUUCCACGGGCCCAUCUCCCGGGUCAAGGCGGCCCACUUGGUUCAAAGCUCGGGCGCAGAGGGACACGGCGUGUUCCUGGUGCGUCAGAGCGAGACACGGCGAGGAGACUACGUCCUCACCUUUAACUACCAAGGCAAAGCCAAGCACCUGCGCCUGUCGCUGACAGACGGCGGACAUUGCCGGGUGCAGCACCUGCGCUUCCCUUCCGUCAUGGAGAUGCUCAACCACUUCCAGCUCUCGCCGAUCCCGCUCGAUUGUGGAGCCGCGGGUGCCGUCACGCUGUCCAGCUUUGUGGUGGUGGGCUCCAAUCCUCCAUCACAAGGUCAGCACCGCUGGAACUCAGAGCCCAGCUUGGCUCACUGCAGCCUGUCUCGCAGCCAGCCGCAAUCUUCCUCGUCUACUUCCUCCUCCUCCACCUGCGCCGGCAGCGCUCACGGCCCCGGCCCUCAGCCGUCUCCUCGCGCCAACAACCCGGCCCCGCCCCCGUCGGCCACCACCCCCCUGCGUCGCAGCGAGUCCAUGGGGAGGCGACCGCUGCUUCGCCACAGCAACCCGCACCCCCCCGUCAUCUCCCAGCGGGACUCGGACUAUGAGCUGGAGCCCGAGCGCGGCCGCAAGCGGGCCAUAGACAACCAGUACAUGUUGCUUUGACCUCUUAUGGAGCUGAGGUGCAACUGCAAGAGAAUGUGUGAUUCCUUGUCUGAUUUGGGAGGCUCACAAGCAUCCACAGUGAAUGUAUGUCAAAUGUUCUUUUUUUGGGGGGGGGGAACAGUCUGGGCAAGCAAAGAAAACAUUUUUUUAUAGAUUUUAUAAUAGCGCUAGAAGCUAGCAACUUCCCAACCAGCAGGGGGCAGCAAAAGAGCAGGAGUACCCGCCACAAUACAAUGAAAUGCUAGCUUAGCACGAGUCAAAGGUGAGUGCUGCACUUUUAUUUAUGAUCCACAAUGAAGUGGGACGCAUUUUGUUGUUAUUUUGCUGGCUUUCUGGGCUGCUCUUUUAAGAAAGAAUACCAUUUAUUUUUGGCACAACUCUUAUGUAAACGCAAACAAACCCCUUCGCACUCUUGUUUUACAACACCCUAUUCUUUUUUUUUAUAUAGCACAUUAUUUUAUUUUGAGGUGCUUUUGGCGAGACAUAGAAUGGGAUCAAGAUUAAGAAGUUCCGUCAAUAACGUCCCAGUUGCGUCGACAGCACAAAAUUCUACUUUUUAUGUUUGGGGAAAUUGGAAUUUAGACGUACUUAUUAGGGAAUAUUAAUGGACGUAAUGAUCAGUCAAUUCCAGUGGUUCUUAACCUGGGUUCCAUUGAACCCUGGGAGUUCGGUGAGUCGGCCUCAGGGGUUCGGCGGAGGUCAACACACACCCGACUCAUCGUGUGAAUACAAACUUCUCCCUAUCGGCGUAUUACGGAUUGAUUUGCAGGUUUGUCAUUUGUUGUGAGUUUAUGCACUGUGUUGGUUUUGUUGUUUGAACAAAGUGAUGUUCAUGCACGGUUCAUUUUGUGCACCAGUAAAAAAAACAUGGUAACACUUUAGUAUGGGAAACAUAAUCACCAUUAAUUAGUUGCUUAUUAACAUGCAAAUUAGUAACAUAUUGGCUCUUAACUAGUCAUUAUUAAGUACUUAUUAAUGCCUUAUUCGGCAUGGCCUUAUAACCCUAACCCUGACCCUAACCCUAACCAAAUAACUCUAAAUUAAGUCUUUAUUACUUAGAAUAUGUUCCCCUUACUAAAGUGUUACUAAAAACAUAUAACUUUGUCUUGAAUUUGAAAAAAAAAAAACAUUUUAUUUUUCACUAAAGAAGGGUUCGGUAACUGGUGGGGUUCAGUACCUCCAACAAGGUUAAGAACCACUGGUCAAUUCAUUGAGAAUGGCACUACACGACUUGGCCAAACCAGCAAGGGCGCUGUUGAGUCAGUGUCACGUGACAACAUUUCCCGUUUAAGGGUCAUAAAUACAAAAAAAGAGGGGACAAGAAAUGUUGAUAGGUAUAAUGUUUUGGGGGUGGACUAGUAGUUAGCAUGAGUGUUCACUAUUUAUAUUAGAAUAUGACAUAACAUUCGAACCCAAACUUCUAAUAUUUCUCUGAAAUGUGGACCGUCACAUGAUCUUCCAGCGGUGUAGUACCAGGACUGACGUGUUGGAGGCGCAGUGCGCUGUAGACCCAAGAUGAGUUGCCGGAAAAUAAACCGAAGAAGCCACGCUAAUACAUCUUUUAUGUCCACCCGGGUGGUUAUUUAUUGCCGACUCUAUCGCGACAAUGAUGCAUUCCUUAGCACUAGUGUAUCUGCCAUAUAUUAACGAGUUGGUCGUCCAUUUAUAAAGUAUGAAAAUGUCGCCGUACAUUUUUUUCCCCCGUUACUUCUGGCUUCUUCAGUCAGGUCGCUUCCUGAUUGGCCACUGUCAGUCCACGUGACCAGCCUGACGUCUAGCGUGUUGACAGCAUUAUUAGUAUUUAACAUGACGUCAUAGUCCCCAUCCCGUUUAAUCGAUGCUUACUUAAAAUCCAUUUAAAGUUGCUUAAAUGAACUGACUCAUUUUUUUUUAAGUUCGUGCCCCUUAUGUGUCUCAUGCUGCGUUCACUUACAAGCUCGUACAGUUCAAACAGCCAUUACUCUUUAGACCAGGCCUGGGCAAAUUAAGGCCCGGGGGCCACAUGCGGCCCGUUGAGCUUUUCAAUCUGGCCCGCCGGACAUUCCCAAAUAAUUUUUUUUAGAUCUUUAAGAUGGAAAUUGUAGCUGCCAUUAUGAUGUGCAGUGAUGUUUUCUAAUGACCGUAAGUCUUCAACUAUACCAAGUAUUUCAAUGGUUGGAAUCUGCGCUUAUAGAUGAUUUACCAGUUACUAUGGUAAUUUAAUUAGUUACUAUGGUCAUCUAAUUAGUUACUAUGGUAAUAUACGUCACAGCAGCUCAGACGAGGCACCAAGCCGUGUGGGCGGGAAGCGUUUCCACAGACGCGAAAGGAGAAUUUCACAACAAAGUUCUAAAGCUUAGUGAUAUAUAGAAUGAAUAGAAUAGAAUAUAAAGUACUUUAUUAAUCCCCGGGGGAAAUUCAGAAAAUAUCAGUAGGUGGGUUCAAUUUGUACCCCUCGCGUUCAUAUUUCACUGUUUGUUGCCUUUUUGGGGUGUGACAUUCAUAUUUUGUCAAUAUUCAGUGUUUUAUCAUUCAUAGAAAAAUGCAAACAAUCCAUAAUGUUUUUAGCAUUCAGUCAGACAUUAUUGUGAGGUUUUGUAUUAGUGUUCCUAAAAAUAGAUAUAUCGGCCCCCAGACACAUUUUUUUUUCUCUAAAUGUGGCCCCCAAGUCAAAAUAAUUGCCCAGGCCUGCUUUAGACUAAUCAUUGCAAUCAAGCAUUAAGUUGUCUUAAAGCGCCCCUUCACUGCUCACAUUAACAACUAAUAGCAAAAUAAAGGAAGCCAUUCUUAUUCUUUGUUCAAUAGACCUCACCACAAUCAUGUUUUCUGCUAAACCAAAAGUGCUUUAAACCAAAGCAAGUCAGAAUUUUCAUGGGAAAAUGUGCCUUAAAAAUAUAUAUUUGUAUAAGCUUUAUGUUGGUGGAGUCUGCGCUUUAACACUAACGUCCGAUUUAGUUUCACCGUUGCAUUAAUUAUCCGACCAACUUUGAUGAACUAUUCCAAUACAAGUGACACACCAGCUGAUGUAUUCCAGCAACUGUAACAUGUUGACCAAUCAGGAAUUUCUCUUUACUACUAAGUGGAUAAAAAAAUAAAAUAAAAAAAACAUAGUGGAGGGUGUAGGAACGUCAAGCAAUAAUAAUUUAUAAACUACCAUAUUACAUUUAUAACCUCACACAUAAAGAGAAUUUGUGGGUUAAUGUAUUUUGGGGGGCUUUUUACAACAGUUCCUCUGAGGUUUGUCUUUCUUUUAUUUGCAUCAAAUGCCCUCUUUUUCUUUGUUCUCCUGCUUUUUUCAAUUUUAUUCCCAGUUCAAAGUUUCGUUAGCCCCCACCCCAUCAUUGUGCCUUUUAAAAAAAAAAAAAAAUGUCCAAAUGACUUUUUGUACGUGUUCUCAAUACUGUUUGUGUUUUUACCUCAGCACUGUAAAGCUCCACCUUGACAACAACCACGAAGCUUCCUAAAAAAAACACUUGUGUUGUCUUUGCAAUCCAUUUCAUUCAGCCUUUUUAAAUUAUAUAUCAACUGUAUAUCUGACUAUUUUGUAAAAUAAACCUAACCAGAC